Messenger RNA from Hyposmocoma kahamanoa, 2148 nucleotides. RefSeq names its product protein disulfide-isomerase (gene Pdi). Gene Ontology annotation, molecular function: protein disulfide isomerase activity. The transcript has 10 exons. The record is from RefSeq and is a predicted model, not a curated record. Gene Ontology annotation, cellular component: endoplasmic reticulum. Lineage: Eukaryota; Metazoa; Arthropoda; Insecta; Lepidoptera; Cosmopterigidae. The coding region runs from base 61 to 1548 and encodes 495 amino acids. Gene Ontology annotation, biological process: response to endoplasmic reticulum stress; protein folding.
UCGGCAUUUUGUAGGGAUACGUCUUCCGAGUAAGCCUUCUCCAAGUCAGGCUAUUUCAAAAUGCGUGUAUUACUAUUGACCGUAGCGAUAGCCCUUUUGGGCUCCGCACUCGGAGACGAAGUGCCUACUGAAGACGACGUACUGGUUCUCAGCAAAUCCAACUUUGACAGUGUUAUAUCGACUACAAGCUACAUAUUAGUGGAAUUCUACGCGCCAUGGUGCGGCCACUGUAAGUCUCUGGCGCCGGAGUACGCGAAGGCUGCCAGCAAGUUACUCGAAGAAGGGUCUGCCAUCAAAUUGGCCAAGGUUGAUGCCACUCAAGAGCAAGAAUUGGCUGAAAACUAUGGUGUUCGAGGAUACCCUACUCUCAAGUUCUUCAAGAAUGGAAACCCUGUUGACUACACAGGUGGACGCCAAGCUGACGACAUUGUUGCCUGGUUAAAGAAGAAGACCGGUCCACCAGCGAUCGUAGUGGCUUCAACUGAACAAGCCAAGGAAUUGAUCUCUGCCAACAAUGUUGUUGUCUUUGGUUUCUUCCCAGACCAAACCACAGACAAGGCCAAGAGCUUCUUGAAUGUCGCAGAGCAGGUGGAUGACCAGGUGUUUGCUAUUGUCAGUUCUGAGGAGGUUAUCAAGGAGCUAGAAGUUCAGGCUAAUGACCUGGUGCUCUUUAAAAACUUCGAGGAUCCGCUUGUGAAAUAUGAGGCUAAAGAGAUCGAUGAGGACUCCAUCAAGAAGUGGGUAUUCGUCAACAGCAUGCCUUACAUCGUCGAGUUCUCGCACGAGACCGCCUCCAAAAUCUUCGGUGGACAGAUCAAGUACCAUCUGCUGCUCUUCCUGUCCAAGAAAAACGGCGACUUCGAGAAGUACCUAGAGCCAUUGAAGCCCGUGGCGAAGAACUACCGCGCCAAGAUCAUGACCGUGGCCAUCGACACAGACGAGGAUGACCAUCAGAGAAUCUUGGAGUUCUUCGGCAUGAAGAAGAGUGAGGUGCCAUCCGCUCGCCUGAUCGCGCUCGAACAGGACAUGGCCAAGUACAAACCACCCACCAACGAGCUCAGCGCUAAUGCUGUGGAGGAAUUCGUGCAAAGCUUCUUCGAUGGCAAACUGAAGCAGCAUCUACUGAGCGAGGAAUUGCCCAAGGACUGGGCUGCCAAGCCUGUAAAGGUGCUCGUCGCCACCAACUUCGACGAAGUUGUCUUCGACACCACCAAGAGAGUCCUUGUUGAAUUCUACGCGCCUUGGUGCGGCCACUGCAAGCAGCUGGAGCCCAUCUAUGAAAAGCUGGCCGAGCACUUCGAGAAGGACGAUGACAUCAUCAUCGCCAAAAUGGACGCAACCGCCAACGAACUCGAGCACACCAAGAUCACCUCAUUCCCCACUAUCAAACUUUACUCUAAGGAUAACCAGGUGCGCGACUUCAAUGGUGAAAGGACGCUGGCCGGCCUCACUAAGUUCAUAGAGACCGAUGGCGCUGAGGCUGAGCCCACUCCAACAGUCAGCGAAUACGACGAGGAGGAGGAACAGCCCGCCAGGGACGAAUUAUAAGCGCUCGUACGCUUUUAUGAGACUUCCAUAGUGUAGGCCUUGUAUAGAUUAUAAUUUACAACUAUAAUUUACUUUUAUACUGAACUAACACUCAAUUGCAUUUCUUUUGCUAGAAUAUUACCCAAAUCUUGUUAAGGUUGUAACUGAACGAAGUUGUUUUCGAUGCACUAUCUUUGAUAUUUUAGCGUAAAUACUCCUUUUGACUUUCUGAAUUCGGAUCUCUGUUGGUGGCCAGGAAUUGUAGUUAAAAUGCAUAAUUUAUUACGUCAGCAGCUAGUGUUAAAUACUAACGUAUUUAUAAUUUCUGUAUCAUAAUAGCGAAAUCACAUUCCUUCGCCCAGUACAAUUUAAGUUUCAUCGAACAAGCGUUUACAUUUUCGUUUAGUAAAUAUUUUCGGCAAUUUUUGUUUUUGUCAAUUAAAAUUAAUUUUACUUUAUUGUUCAUCACAAGAAAUAGUAUUUAUAAGGUGCACUUGUUGAUGUAUUUUUGUACGUGUCUUCAUACAUUUUCGUUAAAUUAAUGCAAUACGUUAAUGAAAUCUUCUACGGUGCUUUAUCGGUCAUUGUAACAUGUCUAAUAAAUAUUUAAUCUAAUAUAUU